Messenger RNA from Plodia interpunctella (Indianmeal moth), 904 nucleotides. It is a transcript of the gene CPR130, whose product is annotated as cuticle protein 19-like. The transcript has 4 exons. The record is from RefSeq and is a predicted model, not a curated record. The coding region runs from base 33 to 560 and encodes 175 amino acids. Lineage: Eukaryota; Metazoa; Arthropoda; Insecta; Lepidoptera; Pyralidae. Gene Ontology annotation, cellular component: extracellular matrix.
GGGGUCCUUGAUUGCACACCACCAAACACAAAAUGGCUUUUUUGUACAAGGUUGUCUUUCCCUUGGCGUUAGUUUCCAUGGUGUCUGCUGGUAGACCGGGAGGAUACUCGUACAAUCGCUUCAGUGGGCCGGUCAGCGGUCAGAUUGUGGAGGUGCAAGUGCCCGCAGCAGUGGGCAUUGCGGCCCAGCAGCACGCUGACUACGGAUACGAUCACAACACGGGCAAAAUCCACCCGGACACCGCCAAAUAUGCGCGACUACAGACUGUUGACUAUGUUGCUAAACCCGACUACCAAUACGCAUACGGAGUAGAAGACCCUCACACUGGUAACCUGCAGGCGCACAAAGAGCAUCGUGAUGGAGACGUCGUCCAUGGGGAGUACUCUCUCGUGGAGCCCGAUGGUUCGGUCAGGCUUGUGCGGUACACUGCUGACCCCAAGAAUGGCUUCCAGGCUACAGUACACAAGAAGGCACCUGGACAUGGGCAGCAGCAGCAGCAACAAGUACAACGACCGGUCCACUAUGGACAUAACCAAGAAGACGACUCUCGAGAAUACUAGUCUCAACAACCUUUUUGACAGCGAUAAACGAUGGGGUGAUGAAGUUAAACUUCUUAAUUACGAACUAUUUCGAAUAUUGUUACCAAUCUGGUAUCUUCAUCACAAUCUGGUAUCUUCAUCACAAAUCUGUCUUUCAGCGUUGUUUUUAGAUAUAUAAUACCUGAAUGUUCAAAAGUAAUAUUCAAACAAAGAGGAUUAACCUUUUGGAGAAGGAUAGACAUUUACGGCAAUGUCUGUCUUUCUCCAAAAUUCUUUGACAAUACUUUCAAACAUUCAGGCGUCAGUAUUAUGUUGACUAUUUAUAAUUUUAGCAAUAUUAAUAAAUUAAACGGGUAUCGAAAUAA